AUGGGUGACAAGGGAGACACAACCAAGAAGCAACCACAACAGCAGCAACCUCAAUCUCAUCACCACCAACAACAAACACAACAGAUUUCAACAUCUCCUAAACCCCCACGUGAGGAAUCCAUUCCAGAAGCAAGGCCAAUCCACCACCAUCAACAACAACAGUCACAAAUUGUUGUUGUAACUGGUGCAUCCCCUUUCAUUUCAAGUCCUCUAUAUGUUUCAAGUGGUGCAAGUUCUUCACCCUUUGAGCAACAGUUUGAGACACUGAACCCCAAGAGAGCAAGAUACAGUGGACAAUGGAAGCAGCUUCUACCAUCCCCUCCUGCACAACAGAAACAGUCUCAAAUGGCCAUGCUUCCGGCUGCAGAAUCAAGCCCUUCACCAACCACACAACAUACAUCAUCAAACCCCCAACCACUCCAAACACACCCUUCGGCUGCAGCUUCUUCAUCAGACACUGCUUCAUCUCCAUCACACUCUCCCAUGCCUUUGCUAUCAGGAGGUUCUGGCCAAGAAGGGAACAAGCCUGAGGUAGAGCAAGUUCACCAACAACUCAGAAAAGGGAAAUAUGUGAGCCCAGUUUGGAAACCCAAUGAGAUGUUGUGGUUAGCAAGGGCUUGGAAGGAACAGUAUCAAGGUUGUGGGUCUGAUUCAUCUUCUUCAAGAGCUGAACAACAUUCAGAAUUGGGAAUCACGAGAGGGAAAACUAGGGCUGAUAAAGAUAGAGAGGUUGCUGAGUUUCUGAAGAGGCAUGGAGUUAAUAGGGAUGCAAAAACUGCUGGGACUAAAUGGGAUAACAUGUUGGGAGAGUUCAGAAAAGUGUAUGAAUGGGAAAGAGGGGGUGAAAGGGAACAAAUUGGGAAGAGUUAUUUUAGGCUCUCACCUUAUGAGAGGAAGCUUCAUAGACUCCCAGCUUCUUUUGAUGAAGAGGUUUUUGAAGAGCUUUCACAGUUCAUGGGAUCCAGAAUGAGAUCCUCUCAUGGAAGAGUUAGUUCUUCUUUUGUUUCUGGUGAUGAAGCUAGAACAGCUCUUGCUGCUACGAGAGCCCUGCCACCACCACCUCGACCUUUCAAAGAUGAUGAGGUUCCUCUCUCAGCUAGGACAAAGCAAUUGGCUAUGACGAGUGGGGGUGAAGCUUUCUUUCAUGGUUCAAGAGGGGGGUUAUUAGGGUUAGAUUCUCUCUUGGAUAUUUCAGGUUCUUCUUCAUCUAAAGAACUCCGAAGAAUUGGGAAGAUAAGAAUGACAUGGGAGGAAUCAGUGAGUUUAUGGGCUGAAGAAGGUGAAAUCCACAGAGGGAGAGUGAGGCUUCAAUCUUCAAGCUUUCUGAAUGCUGAUGAACUCACUUGCUUUGAUGAUGCCAUGGUUCCUUGUCCCAUGGAAUCUUUCGAGGAUGGUCCUCUGAAAGGUUUCUCUGUUGAUAGAUUCGUUUUGGGUCAGCAAGUCAAAGUUUUUGGCAGAAGAAAGUCUUCUCCAGCCUCAGCUUCUUCUGGUUUUGCUGAAAGAGUUCAACUUCCCUCCAAAGCACUUUCCAUAAGAUCUAUUGCAACAUUGGAUUUUCGAGACCCAACGGAGUACUACAUGGACUGCCUCCUACGUGCGUUGCCACAAGCACUUCCAACCUUAUUCGAGUUAAAACGCUAUUUACAAGAGCCACCACCCGAAGAUUUACGCUUCCCACUGAGAAGAGACGUGUUCGAGGACAUGCCACAAGGGAAAGAACUGUUCUUCACAACAACAACCGAACCCUUAGACUGCAGAGCCAUAAUGUACGACGUUGUGGGACCCAUAAUUCGAAACAACCCUAGUCUCUCAAUUCCCACUUCGUCAAGCCGAGAAUCCUUCAUCACUCUAUGGGACGAUUGCAUCAAUAGGGUUAUAUCGAGAUUCUGCCCCGAAGAAAUGGUGCUAAUUAGAAAACCCACCUCAACAUCGACGGAAACAAUGUUGCAAGAUCAAUGGCCUAACGUAACCGGUUUCAUUCACAAUUAUUGCCUAUGGAGAGGGGAAGAAAUUGACCAAUUGAAAGAGGGUCAACCCGAUCCAUCAAAUACCAUAGUUGCAAAAAUUUUAUGGACCUACGUGGACCUCCCUUAUAUCCUUGGGUACUACGCAAUUGGCAAUACGGUGACGUUUUGUGCUUUAAGUAGGUCACAAGAGGGCAUAAACAUAAUCAACCGUACGGAUUUACACGAAGUGAAUCUGACUACGCCAUCGGAAAGACUCAAAUCGUUGGUUCCAUGUUUCAGAAUGGGUGGUUUAUUAGCGCUAUUGGGCAAGCGUUGUCUUAGCAUGAACAAUAACAAGGCUUUUGCUUACACUGAUUUUGAAAGGGUUUGUUCGGGUAACGGCGUGAUGACGGAAUUGACGCCAAACACGUGCACGAGGGUAUUUUCGGAAAAGAGAAAAUGGGCAGCGGUUAAGGAGGUUUACGAGAUUUUAGACCAUAGAAUCCCGCAUGCGGAGUUUUUGUUCAAUUCGUCGGAGAAGGAUUUGAGCUUGUCGUUUAAGCCGAGAGGGUGUAGAGUGAAGCCGUUGAACUGGGAACAGUUGGUGGAAGCGUUGAAGUACGUGACGAAAGCGUUAGUGGCGUUACACGACUUGUCGUUUAUGCACAGGGAUUUAAAUUGGGAGAAGGUGGUGAGAAGAAUGGAUAGGGAGAACGAGUGGUUCGUGCGUGGCUUUGAGGAGGCGGCGGGGGCGCCGGAGUUGAACAAGAGGGUGGUGGUGGAGCGUGGGGGGCACGCGCCGGAGAUGGAGAGAGGGUUGCAUGGGGUGAAGGUGGAUGUGUGGGGAGUGGGGUAUUUGAUAAGGACGUGUGGGUUGGGUGGGGUGCCGAAGAUGCUUAGGGAGCUUGAGAAUCGGUGCAUGGAGCAGAACCCUGAGCAAAGACCCACCGCCGCCGACUGUUACCACCACCUGCUACAGCUGCAGUCGUCGCUGUCAGUGGCCGCCGGUGGAGUACUAUUGAUGUGA
Abrus precatorius (Indian licorice) is the source of this 2973-nucleotide messenger RNA. RefSeq lists its product as uncharacterized. The record is from RefSeq and is a predicted model, not a curated record. NCBI's taxonomy places the organism in Eukaryota, Viridiplantae, Streptophyta, Magnoliopsida, Fabales, Fabaceae. The transcript has 4 exons. The coding region runs from base 1 to 2973 and encodes 990 amino acids.